Molecule: messenger RNA, 2455 nt
Organism: Neofelis nebulosa (Clouded leopard)
Lineage: Eukaryota; Metazoa; Chordata; Mammalia; Carnivora; Felidae
Gene: INSM2
Product: INSM transcriptional repressor 2
Exons: 1
Coding region: 146-1810 (554 amino acids)
Biological process (GO): neuron differentiation; negative regulation of transcription by RNA polymerase II; regulation of cell cycle process
Cellular component (GO): nucleus; transcription repressor complex
Molecular function (GO): DNA-binding transcription repressor activity, RNA polymerase II-specific; RNA polymerase II cis-regulatory region sequence-specific DNA binding
Source: RefSeq, a predicted model, not a curated record
GUGGUCCCCCGGCCCGAAUCUCAGCUAUAAAGGCAGCCCACGCAUGACGGCUGUGGCGAAGCUCGGGUAGCUGCGGUGCUCGUCCGCUUUCAGCCCCCGCGGCGCCCCCUUUACUCCUUGCCCCCAGAGCGCUCCCGACUCCACCAUGCCGAGGGGCUUCCUGGUAAAGCGAACUAAACGGACAGGGGGCUCCUACCGAGUGCGCCUAGCUGAGCGGAUCUUCCCACUGCUGGGGCCCCAGGGGGCGCCGCCCUUCCCCGAGGAGGCUUCCAGUGCUCCCCAGCCAGGUGCGGAGCAGGUGGCACCCCCCACCCUGGAGGAGGAGGCGGCAGCCCGCGAGCUGUCGGGGUCGUCCUGUCAGGCGGCUAGGGUGAGCCCAGGGGAGGGCGGGCAGGAAGGUGCUGCGGAGUGGAGGGCGGAUGGCAGGGAGGGCCCCGGGCCCAGCCCCAGUCCCACCAAGCCGGCGGGCGUGGAGCUGCGCCGGGCAUUCCUGGAGCGCUGCCUCAGCUCACCCGUCUCUGCAGAGUCCUUCCCCGGGGGUGCCGCCACGGUGGCUGCUUUCUCCAGCUCGGCGGCGCCAGCAGCUGCACCGACCUCCGGGGAGCAGUUCCUGCUGCCGCUCCGGGCACCAUUCCCAGAGCCAGAGUUCCAUCCAGACCCUCCUCCCCUCUCGGUCACCCUGCAAGGCCUAAAGCGGGCCGCUGGCAACGAGCGCCGUGCCAAGGCACCUCCGGGCUGCGCGUCUGGACCCGCGGCCGCCGGAGUCAAGAAGCCAAAGGCCAUGAGGAAGUUGAGCUUCGCAGAUGAAGUGACCACGUCCCCUGUUCUGGGCCUGAAGAUCAAGGAGGAGGAGCCCGGAGCACCGUCCAGGGGCCUGGGGGGCAGCCGCACGCCACUGGGGGAGUUUAUCUGCCAGCUAUGCAAGGAGCAGUACGCGGACCCCUUCGCUCUGGCUCAGCACCGCUGCUCCCGCAUCGUACGCGUCGAAUACCGCUGCCCUGAGUGCGACAAGGUCUUCAGCUGCCCUGCGAACCUCGCCUCCCAUCGCCGUUGGCACAAGCCCCGUCCCGCAGCGGCAAAUGCUGCCACAGUCUCUUCAGCCGACGGGAAGCCACCUCCUUCCUCAGCCUCCCCAGACUCUGGGGCUGUUGCAUCUUUCUUGGCGGAGGGGAAGGAGAACAGCCGGGCAGAGCAAACGGCGGAUCAGCACCUGCAGGCGAGGGACAGCUCCAGGGCAGAGCAGCACCAGGACAGCGCCCCACACCCGAGCCUCCAGGUGUCCCACCCCGAGCCACCGCUGCCUCAGGUCCCCUAUACGGAGGGGAUGUUGGGGCGCCGGGUGCCUGGGCCAGGCAGUGCCAGUGGUGUCGGGGGAACCGAGAUCUUCAUGUGCCCAUAUUGCCACAAAAAGUUCCGUCGCCAAGCCUAUCUGCGCAAGCACCUAGGCACUCACGAGGCAGGCUCUGCUCGUGCACUUGCCCCGGGCUUUGGCUCUGAACACGGUGCCCCGCUCGCCUUCGCUUGCCCGCUGUGCGGGGCCCACUUCCCUUCCGCAGACAUCAGGGACAAGCACCGGUUGUGGCACGCGGUCCGCGAGGAGCUGCUCCUGCCUGCUCUGGCUGGGGCCCCCCCUGAAGCUCCAAGCCCAGGCGGGGCAUCCGACGGGAGUGCUCAGCAAAUUUUCUCGUGCAAACACUGCCCUUCCACUUUUUUUAGCUCCCCGGGGCUGACCCGGCACAUAAAUAAGUGCCACCCCUCAGAAAGUCGGCAGGUACUGCUGCUGCAGAUGCCGUUGCGGCCUGGCUGUUGAGGACAGAGAUGAGGAAGAUUAUGCGGUUGGCUUUGGAGGAAACAGAGCAAGGGAAUUUCUGUGGGGAUUUCUUGAAUUUGCAAGUUUACCCUCUUUGCUGCCUAUAUUUUCUCUCCUAAAACUCCCAGUAGUCAAUGUUCCGCCAGAGAAGCGGACAGCGAAAUGUAAUAUCCCUCUCUAGAGCAGGUAUGUAUAUGAUAUAAACAUUCGCGGUCAAGGACUGUCACUUUAAAAGUCUUCUCUCUUACCCCACGAAAAUAGGAUUUCCCCCCUCAUUCUGGAGACCCUAACGAAUCCUAUAUGACUUGUAAUUCCUAUGGAAAGUCGUAGUGAAUACGUGCAUGUCUCAAUAUCUGCAAAUGAUUCUAACUACCAAAAAUGGUAGUCUUUUUUUUUUUUUUUCUUGCCAUUGCAGGCGCCUAUGUAGUUUCUGUCUCAAUAGGGUCAGAUUUCUUGCAUUGUAUAUUCUGUGAAUUAAAAGUUAUGUGAUUGGUGCCAAACGUACAGGGGGUUGGGGAAAGACUCAAGACCUCUGCCUGUGGGCAGGAAAUGUAAGGGGAUGUUUGCGCUUUGGGGGAUAUGGUGAUCUCCCUGUAAACGUUCUCUUUCUCAAGUAUUAGUAGUCCAUUCUUAAGUUAGUGUUUG